Molecule: messenger RNA, 7479 nt
Organism: Delphinapterus leucas (beluga whale)
Lineage: Eukaryota; Metazoa; Chordata; Mammalia; Artiodactyla; Monodontidae
Source: RefSeq, a predicted model, not a curated record
GAUUAGAAAUCCAGGGUGCCAGGCUUCCCUUCUUGCAGGAAUUCUCAACUUAUUAUAAGAGAGGUUCGUGAAGCCCCCCGCCUUUCUGGCCCCAGCCUCUCACUUGGCUUUGAGGAGUGGAAAGCACCCACCAUCUCCCUCCCUCCCCCAGGAAGAGCUUCUCACCAUGAACACACUCUCCCUCACAGGCUGAUGUUCUCAGUUCCCAACCCUUCCCAUCUUCUUAUACUUUCUCAGAUAGAGUGGGGUGGGUGUGGGGGGGAGGAAUAAGGAAUGUUAAGUAUGGUUGCCUUGGGGCUGGCACUUUGGGGGUCUCUCUCAGUAAAGCCACACUGAGGUGUGAGGAGAAACUGGUGAGUCUUUUUAGAUUUACCACCUUUUUGUUUCCCACUGGGACCCUACACAUCGACUUCAAUGCAACAGGAAAAGUCCUAUCAACAUCCUGUUAUUUCUGCUACAAAAAUGACUGUCUAUCUUUUAAAUUUACACCUCUCUCCAGGCCUGGUAUAUGCCUUGUUCUGUAGCAGUUACGGAGACAUUCAAUAGAUAUUUAUAAAAUUCUUAAUACAGGAUGAGGUACUUGAGAUGUUGACCAGAAAUUCUAAACUUCAACCUGAAAGCUGCUGAAAAAACCUUAUGGGAAUCAACGUUACAAAUCCUGUUGAAACCACAGAGACUUCAGACCCAUGCAGGAAUUUCUAAACCCCACUCCAAACGUUUAUAGGAUUCAGGGCUGGGAUUCCCCAAAUGCUCCAAUCAUCAGAAAAUCUCCCAUAUGAAGAAAGAACAGGGACAAUAUUUUUUUAAUUAAGUACAUGCUUAGGGAGAAAUUAAAAACAGAAACAUUUGAUAAUGAGGCAGUCUUUUAUCUCUGUUUGCUGCAAGCAUCUUGGGCUUCAAAAUGUCUCACUGGCUACUGAAACCUAAUGUCACCAGAGUCCCAAAACAGAUAUAUUUUGCCACAAAUCUCAGAUGCUUAGGAAUCCUCCUCCUUGAGAUUCGAUUCAUAUUGUGUGCCUUGACACUGAGUUUUCUCUCUGCCACAACUCAGAAAAAGUUGGUGGUCUAUAUGGUUUUGCUUUCACAUUCAGAGUUUCACCAGCUUUCUUGGAUCCUCGAUUAUCACAUUAAUUGCAUCCCUCUGUAAUAUAUGCAUUCAGGGAACAAAAGUUCAGAUCAGUGUGGAAAGUUAUUGGGAAGGGUAGAUUAAUCUAAUUUUGUUGGUUUCAACUUUCCAUUGAAACUUGUUUCCCGUCAUUAUAUAAACCAGUUUCCCUCUCUGUACUUUCCUUGCUCUCUCAGUAAUAAGGGACAUCUACUUUUCUCAAACAAAUACUAUGGCAAUUUAAUUGAAGAAUAGAUGUAAAACAAAACUUGCAGUUUAUGGAAGAAAUCUCCUUUCUUCCAGCAAAAGUUCUGUAAUUAACCAUACAUCCUUUGGGAGAUCUUAACCUCUAAUCUUAAUUUUCCUCAUCUGUCAGUUUAAGGCCAGGCUCAUGUAUUGUCCAUUUAUUGUCUAUUCUGUACCAUGUUCUAUGGAGAGCAUUUAUCAUGUUACUAUUUUAUUUUGUAUUCAAAAUAACUCUAUAUAAAAGGAAUUAUAAUCUGCAUUUUGUAGAUGAAGAAACAAAUUUAGAAGGUUAAGUAAUCUGCAUAACAUGUGGCUUGGCCAGUCAAAGAUAGAACCUGAAUCCAAACCCUCAUUUCUUUAGUUCUAAAGCCCUAAUUCUAAUUGCUGUAACAUGCUAUCACCUAAAUGAGCUCUGAGAUCCCUAAACUAUUCCUUCAGGUUCUAUGUUCUGAGCCAUGGAACUAUUUCAUGUCAUUGCAAGAGGCAUUAUUGGUAAAUUAUUAUUCCUGGCUUUAUAUAGAAUAAAAACUAGUAUACCUCAAUAUUUUGUAACUAUUUUUGUAUUGUGAAUGGUGGAGAAAAAAGAACUAUCAGGUAGCUUCAUCUUCUUUUUCUUCCAAAAAUAUUCUACCUAACCAAACGUUUUUUUCUUUUUUUAAAGACUCCCUCAAAUAGAGAUGAUACAGCCUUCCUUAGAAGACCACCUAUUGCUUAAUAUUGGGAAAAAGAGUUUUUCUCUGUCUGGUGUGGCUCCCUUCAAUUCUAAUUUAUUUUCCGUACAUCAGAGUGAAUUUGAUCAUUGUUACUUAUCCCUUUCUUCUGGUGGGAAAUAAUAGGACAGGAUGUGCUUAAGGGGAGAUAUAAAAAUAUUGUAUUGAGACACCACAAGGAAUGUUAAUUCUUUCUUGCAGUCAGUGUUUUAAGGGGUGUCUGUACAGAGUAAAAAUAGAUGGACAGAUGAAGAGUGCAAGUCCUAUGUAAAAGGAAAGUAUUCAUCUUCUACUCUUCUUUUAAAUAACAAAAUUUCAAUAUCAUCCGUGCCUAGGUUUUCUGGACUUGGAGAAAUAACACUUAAGGAAGAGGGUGGAGAGGAAGGAAAGAAGCUGUUCCGGAAGUGGAGUAGCGUCGGGUGAAGAGACAGAAACCAGCCCCAGACGUGCCACAGGAAGGCACAAGCAAGGACGGUAGUCCUCGAUUCCGCAGGCAGGCCGAGUCUAUAUGUGAUGGCUGGUCCACCUGCCCUUCUGCAGCUGCUGGGAGUACUGCUUACCAUUUCCCUGGGUUCCGUCCGGCUCAUCCAAGCUGGUGCCUACUAUGGCAUCAAGCCGCUGCCACCUCAAAUUCCUCCUCAGAUUCCACCACAAAUUCCGCAAUACCAGCCCCUAGGCCAGCAAGUACCUCACAUGCCUUUGGGUAAAGAUGGCCUUCACAUGGGCAAGGAGCUGCCCCACAUGCAGUAUGGCAAAGAGUAUCCACAUCUACCCCAAUAUAUGAAGGAAAUUCAGCCGGCACCAAGAAUGGGCAAGGAAGCAGCACCCAAGAAAGGCAAAGCAGAAAUACCAUUAGCCAGUUUACGGGGGGAGCAAGGUCCCCGUGGAGAGCCUGGCCCAAGAGGACCACCUGGGCCCCCUGGCUUACCAGGUCAAGGGAUACCUGGAAUCAAAGGAAAACCAGGGCCACAGGGAUAUCCAGGAAUUGGAAAGCCAGGUAUGCCUGGAAUGCCAGGAAAGCCAGGAGCCAUGGGAAUGCCCGGGGCCAAAGGUGAAAUUGGACCCAAAGGGGAGAUCGGACCCAUGGGGAUCCCAGGACCCCAAGGACCUCCAGGGCCUCACGGACUUCCUGGCAUUGGGAAGCCAGGUGGGCCAGGGUUACCAGGGCAACCAGGUGCCAAAGGUGAGCGAGGACCCAAAGGACCACCAGGACCUCCAGGCCUUCAGGGUCCUAAAGGAGAGAAGGGCUUCGGGAUGCCAGGUCUGCCAGGCCUGAAGGGUCCUCCAGGGAUGCAUGGCCCUCCCGGCCCUGUCGGACUUCCAGGAGUGGGCAAACCAGGAGUGACAGGCUUCCCUGGGCCCCAGGGCCCCCUGGGAAAGCCAGGCCCUCCAGGCGAACCUGGGCCACAAGGCCCUAUAGGGGUCCCAGGGUUUCAAGGACCUCCUGGGAUGCCUGGAAUUGGAAAACCAGGCCAGGAUGGGAUCCCUGGGCAGCCAGGAUUUCCAGGUGGCAAAGGGGAACAAGGACUGCCAGGACUGCCAGGACCCCCAGGCCCUCCAGGGAUCGGGAAACCCGGCUUCCCAGGCCCCAAAGGCGACAGGGGCAUAGCGGGUCUUCCUGGGGCUCUGGGACCAAGAGGGGAGAGAGGACCAGCAGGUGCCCCUGGAUUGGGGGGCCCACCAGGAGAGCCAGGCCUGCCUGGAAUCCCAGGUCCCAUGGGCCCUCCAGGGGCUAUCGGUUUCCCUGGACCCAAAGGAGAAGGUGGGGCUGUGGGACCACAGGGGCCACUAGGUCCCAAGGGUGAGCCAGGGCUUCAAGGCUUCCCAGGAAAGCCAGGUUUCCUUGGUGAAGCUGGGCCCCCCGGCAUGAGGGGUUUGCCAGGUCCCAUAGGGCCCAAGGGGGAAGCUGGGUAUAAAGGUUUGCCAGGGCUCCCUGGUGCCCCAGGGCUGCUUGGACAGAAGGGAGAGCCAGGAAUCCCAGGGGAACAGGGCUUACAGGGCCCCCCAGGUAUCCCAGGGAUUGCAGGCCCGAGUGGCCCCAUUGGACCGCCUGGAAUUCCUGGCCCCAAAGGGGAACCGGGUCUCCCAGGGCCACCUGGGUUCCCUGGAGUAGGGAAGCCCGGAGUAGCAGGACUUCAUGGCGCCCCAGGGAAGCCUGGUGCUCUUGGUCCCCAAGGCCAGCCUGGCCUUCCAGGGCCCCCAGGCCCUCCAGGGCCCCCGGGACUCCCAGCUGUGAUGCCCCCGACACCACCACCCCAUGGAGAGUAUCUACCCGAUAUGGGGCUGGGAAUUGACGGAGUGAAACCCCCCCACGCCUAUGGGGCUAAGAAAGGCAAGAACGGAGGGCCAGCCUACGAGAUGCCUGCAUUUACCGCUGAGCUGACUGCGCCUUUCCCACCUGUGGGGGCCCCAGUGAAGUUUGACAAACUGCUCUAUAACGGCAGACAGAACUACAACCCGCAGACGGGCAUCUUCACCUGUGAGGUCCCUGGGGUCUACUACUUUGCAUACCACGUUCACUGCAAGGGGGGCAACGUGUGGGUUGCUCUGUUCAAGAACAACGAGCCCAUGAUGUACACGUAUGACGAGUACAAGAAGGGCUUCCUGGACCAGGCGUCCGGGAGCGCGGUGCUGCUGCUCCGGCCUGGAGACCGGGUGUUUCUCCAGAUGCCCUCUGAACAGGCUGCGGGACUGUAUGCCGGGCAGUAUGUCCAUUCCUCUUUUUCAGGGUAUUUAUUGUAUCCCAUGUAAGAAAGAAAAACAGAGAGAAAUUUAAUAGAAGAAAAGAAAAGGAUGCACCAAAAAAUCCAAAUGGGAAACAUAAUUGCUUCAAAACAUUUAUAUAGUUGGAAAGUUAUAUUUAAGUGAAAGUCUGAACCAUCGUGUACAAAUAAAAACUAAGAUGCAUGUUUAGUGCUCUGCACAGCAGCUUGUGAUUGAAAAUGAUGGGAUAGAUUUAUGUAUCAAGUACUGACACUUGUGUUGUACCCACUGGAAUCGUAUUAGCUGUUUAUGUUAUGUGCUUCCAUGAUAACCUGCUUAUUCAGAUCAAAGUAUUUCAGUAUGAAAGAGCAUAGCUAAUGAAAGUCACUCGCUCAUACUGUUUACUUUAAAAUAUUUAUAAAUAUGGCUUAAAGAAAUGUCAAUGAUAACAAUUACAUACCGUAUUUACUUGCAUAAUUUCCUCUGUAUUUGUGCAGAUACUUUGCCAUGGGAUGUGGGAGAGCUCUGCAGUGCUUUUCCCCAGUGAGGCGUGGACAGAGAACCAGGGUAGAGCUUUACUCCAAGGGAUGUUUCUCCCCUGUCGGAGGCUGUGUCUUUCACAACAAGAGUUCUACUCAGAAUUGUGUGUCUAGUGUCCCUAGAAGAACAACUGUAGUGUAUUUACCCGUGCCUUCUGUGUGCCUAGCACUGGAUGAGACACUUCUGUGGGGCCUAAGACAGUGCCCCGUAGGGAGCUAACAAACCAGCUGGGAGACAUGAGUAGGAAGUAACUCAUUUAUUCCUCACGGGUUCUUUUUGCUUGUUUUUUUUUUUUUCCUGUGAUUUUUUUUUUUCUUUCUUGUUGUCUCCAUGUAAUUUCCAUUAUGACCCAACUAAUAUAAACACCUGGAAGUCAUAAGAAAAAAAGUAACCCUCUCCCCUCAUAACUUUCCAGUUUUGCGGAAUGUUCAUUAUAAAUAGCAGUUAUUAAUUGUUUACAUGCGUAUAAUAAUCCCCCUCCUUCGCCUACACACACAAAUGACUACAACGAGGUUUCACCCACAAAGGGGAUAUCAGUACUUUUUAGUAGCUACUGAAUUUCAAAGAAAUUUCCCUGUGUAGUACACAUACAAAUCGGUGUGUCAUCUGAAGUUCCAAAGUGAAUUUCCUAAAUCCAAGCCAUCCUUUGAUUGGGGAAAGAGGGGGGGAGUUUCAGAAUUACAUAGGAAAAUAAAUUGUUUUGAAAAAAUAAUUUCUGAAGUUUUAAAUUAAAAAAUAGAUGUAUUACUUCCUGCUGUAGGUACUAAAAAUGCAGGAAGCAACCUGUGGAAGAGCCACCUGGAAUGUCAGAGGGCAAUGACAGCCCAUGCUUUUUAUGUCACCCCACAAGUACAGGAGUCAAUACAAAUUUAAAGAGAAAAGUAAAUUUUUUUCCAGGUUUUCAUUUAGGUACAUACUAAUUGCUUUGCACAUUCAAAUCUGGUCUCGAAACACAGACAAAGCAUUUCAAGUUGGCUAUGAGUCUGCUGCUGACACUAUAAGCCACUGGGGGGAAUAAUGUGGGGCUAUGGUGGUGGAGUCUUGUAUCUACUCCUCAGAGUUAAGAGUGUUGAAAUGAGGGGAUAGGUACAGAUGGGAAGAUACACAAAUAAAUACGGUAUAAACACACAUGGAAUCGUGUCUAUGUCAAAUCUGAAUCAUUUUAACCAUCAAGAAUAUUCUCCUCAGCCUAAUAUCUGUCUUUUCCCUAUAUGGUAUACAAGCACCAUUUCUUCUCAAUUUCUUAAAAAGAGAAAUGAGUUCAUUACCACGUGGUUUCUUACUCACGGCUAAUUAUAUGACAAACUUUUCCCAUCAAAAACAUAUCCCACCCAACCUUCAUUUUCAAAGCAGACAGCAUUUAUGUGGCCAAAUAUCCUUUGGGUUGGUCUUGAGGAUGCUGGUUUUGGGCCGAUGGCUAUGAGAGCCACAUGGAUCCACUGGGCUCUGUCUGCUGAAAAGCUGCAUUGAAAUGGCUUGGAGGCAAGUCAGAUCAGCUGAUUUAUAAAACUGUAUUUAUCUGUACAUGUAUGGGCUUUUUAUUUCCACCAAGAGAGAAAGUAGCUCUUUGGUCAAAACCAAAUUUCACUUUUCAAAUACCUUCCAACUUAUUUAUUGGUUGUUACUCAAUUGCAUGUGUGUGUGCGUGUGUGUGCGCGUGCAUGCGUGCAUGUGUGUAUUAUCAGGCAUAUGCUUCUAACUUUUAGAUAGGGGAGAAGAAAAAUCUAUGCCAGAUACUGUAUAUUCUACAAUGGUGCUAAUCUCAGAGAUAAAUGAAUUACUCCAUUAAAUUUAAAAAGAGUUUUAAAUAAUUAUCUAUGUAUCUUUGUUUCCCUUUUGAAUGUUGCACAUCAUGUUAACACAUUUAGUGUAAAAGCAGAUGAAACAACCACAUGUUCUAAAGUCUAGGGAUAGUGCUACAAUCCGUAUUUAAUUCAAAACUAACUAGAACUUUUCCACGUGAAAUGGACCAAACUGACAAUAUUGUUAUUUAAAUACAGAGUUUUAAUGCAGGAUGACAUCCCACAGGGGAAAAGAAUGUCUGUAGUGGGUGACUGUUCUCAAAUAUUUUACAGAAUACCAUGAAUGGUGAACAGACUGGUAACUUUGAGUUUCCAUGAUAGAUUUGAGACAUGUCAAUAGCAAAUCAUUUUUGUAUUUAAAUUUUUGUACUGA